AUGCGCAUGAUACAAGUGACACCCGCAUUAUUGUGCCUCUAUCUUCUAUCAUUUAGUAAUUUGAUAAUCACAUUAUUCGCUCUUGAUGAACCUCAAUGGUGGAAAGUUUACUGGAUUCAUUCUUCACUUCUUGAAAUGAAAGGAUUAUUGGACAAGCCAAUAUACCGUAUUCUGCAAAAAGAUCCGGCUUUGAUUGAUGUCCUGAAAGAGGCAUUACAAGAUACAUUGCUUGAAUGUUCACGGCAAUCAGUUAUCCAUCAUUGGAGAUGCAACAUUGAUGGAGCACCUAGGAAAACUCUUUUCUCCAAUGUUGCUUCAUUCGCUAGCAGGGAAUUUGCGUAUUUCCUUGCGCUUUCCAGUGCUGCAGCAGUACGCGCAAUAGCUCAUGCUUGCGCUAGCGGACGUCUUCGAUCAUGUUCUUGUGAUCCGGCAAGGAUCGGUCCAGUACGUGCAGAUCAACGUGACAUAUGGGCAAGAUGUAGUGUUGAGCGAGGAUCCGACAAUUUACGAUAUGCUAUAAAAUUGUCGAAACGUUUAAUCGAUCGCCAAUUCUCUUGCUCAUACUCUGAUAGGGUGGCACAAAUUUACCUGCACAAUAUUGCUGUUGGAAGAUCGGUAAAGGCUUAUAUAUGUAAAUGUUAUGAUGAACGUGUUGCUUUGCAUAUUAAAUGUUACUGCGUUUCGGCUUUCGGAAGCUGUCGACGGCGACACUGUGAGGCUAAAGUGGUACCAUUUGAAAUGACUGGUGAUGCCAUUAUGGAAUCAUUAUUGCGAUCACGUCGCAUUCGACGUUCCAAUAGUUUACCAACCUCACGGGUCACGUGUCUAAGACCACGAAAUGAACGAAAUAUGCGACGCAAAGUGGUACCAUUGUGGUUUAUCGAUACUCGAAAUUGGUCAAUGCGUAAUGGAAAAUCUCGUCGACGAUUAAAAACAUAA
Cercopithifilaria johnstoni is the source of this 939-nucleotide messenger RNA. The record is from the annotation of a GenBank genome assembly. Lineage: Eukaryota; Metazoa; Nematoda; Chromadorea; Rhabditida; Onchocercidae.